This is a messenger RNA of Knipowitschia caucasica, 216 nucleotides long. Lineage: Eukaryota; Metazoa; Chordata; Actinopteri; Gobiiformes; Gobiidae. The record is from the annotation of a GenBank genome assembly.
AUGGGAUUUGGAGUAAACUGGUCCGGAGUUGCUCACGGACUCGGCUGCAGGAGAAGGCGAAGGGUAGUGCGGCGCAUAGCCUCACAGUUGCCUUUGUUCCUCUGCCCUCUGGCCCUCGCUGCCCGGGCGGACGGGACCACGGGGGAGCCAGCGAGACCAGAUCAAAAGUCCGGCGUCAACCAGUAUCGCUACCUGGCCCCUAAAGAUGCCCCCUAG